Molecule: messenger RNA, 5070 nt
Organism: Dictyostelium purpureum
Lineage: Eukaryota; Evosea; Eumycetozoa; Dictyosteliales; Dictyosteliaceae
Exons: 3
Coding region: 1-5070 (1689 amino acids)
Biological process (GO): chromatin organization
Cellular component (GO): nucleus
Source: RefSeq, a predicted model, not a curated record
AUGUCAAAUUUAUUAAAUAAUGCAAAUAAUACAAAUAAUAACAAUAAUAUAAAUAACAAUAAUAUCAAUGUUAGCAAUAAUAAUAGCAACUAUAGUAAUAGUAAUGAUAUAGAUAAAUUGAUAUCAUCAUCUAUUUUUGGACAGAUUUCCAUUAAUUUAGUUAUAUCAUGGUUAUCUUCCACAAAAACCAAUAAAUAUAAUUCCUAUAAUGAUAGUCACUAUUCUGUAUUUUUAGAAACUCAAAACAAUGAAAUUUCAAAUUUAUCAAAUAACAACGAAAAUAAUAGCUCAGUAUUUGCAUCACAAGUUUUACAAUCCCAAAAUAAACAGCAACCAACUAUAAACCAAACAACACCACAGCAAAAACAAUCGGCACCAAAUGACUUUCCGCCUUUAGCAGCACAAGGUAAAAAAGCACAAAACAAUAAAAAUAAUAAUGAAACAAAAGCAGACUCUCUUGGUUAUAGAUUUCCAAAUAUUUCAAAAACUAUUACCAAAGCAUCUGUUGAUAAUACUGUUGAAAUUUAUAGCACAAUUUUAUAUAAUCGAUUAUAUCCAACCACAUUAUCUACGGAAUUAACAUGGAUAAUAAAAUAUUUAACUACUUUACAAAUAAAUAUAUUUAAAUUAUCAAAUUUUUCAAUAAAUAAACCAAAGAAUAAUAAUUCAGAUAAUAAUAAUUUAGAUAAUCAACUAUUUGAAUCAAUUGAAUGGGCAAUUGCAUUCAUUGUUAAAUUAAUUAAAAAUAUUAAACCAUUAUUUCAAGUUUUAGAGCCAAAAUUCUUGCAAUCACUAUCCGAAAAUCAUCUAUUAAAACACUAUGAUGUUGAAUUAUGUAAAAGUUUAAAUGAUAUUUCAUAUUAUCAAAUUCAAGAAAAUACAUUGAAUAGCCAUAAGGAUAAAGGUACGUCAACUAUGAAGAUAGCAUCACCAUUUAGAACUGAAAUGGACUUUCAAAAAAAAUUAAGAAAAAGUGAAGAUGCAGGUAUACUUAGUAAUAGAGAGAAAUCUUUAGAUCAGUUCUACGAAAUCAUGAGAAAUUUUCAAUUAGAUUACAAGUUCCACAAUAGCAGCAAUAACCAGCUUCAUGGCAAUAGUGAUCAAUUUGAAUAUAAGACUAAAGAAUUUUUUAACCUUUUACAUAGAGGUAAUAUUUGGUGGUUUUGUGAUUUAUUCAUCGACCAAUUCAUUCAGUGCAAAUUUAAUGAUUAUAGUAAUACAAGUAACCCCACUCCAAACAGUACCAACACUAAUAAUAAUAGUAGUAACAAUAGUGUUUCAAUUGCUCCAAACAAAACACCUAGUUUAGCAGAGGCCAUUGCUUUAACACUAACUCCUUUAAAUCCUAAAUCUGUAAACUCAUCUACUUUCACACCAUCCACUACUACACAACCAGCUGCAUUAGUUCCAUCAGAUAAAAUGGCUUUACUUCAAAAAAGAUUUGAUCAAGUAUCACCACAUAAAUCAACAAGUGCUGCAGCUAUAAUCGCUUCGAACAAUGGUAUUCAAAUUCAAUCGAAUCAACAACCUUCACAUCAACACCAAAAUAACCAACAUCAACAUCAACAAACUCAAUAUACUGGUAACCAUCAUCAUCAUAAUAGUCAUCUUAAUAAUCACACAAACCAAUCAUCAAAUAAAGAGAAUUUAGUUAAUCAACAAUUUACACCAAAUUCUCAAUUAAAAAACAAUAAAUCAAACAAUAGUAGUAGCAAUACAAAAUCACUAUCUUCACAACAACAACAACAGCAGCAACAACAACAACAAACACCGUCACAACAACAACAGCACAAUGAAAAUUUACCAAUUUAUAUGAAUAAAUUAGUGCAACAAUUAAUUUUAAAAUUCUCAAACAAAGAAAGAUUCUUUAUUAAUAUGAUCAUAAACUAUGAUAAUAAUACAUUCCAUCAUCAUUUAUCAUCAAGUAUUAUCGAAAAGAUGCAGGUUCUUCAAACUUGCCAGUGCUCAAAUUCAAAUCAUUACCACAGCGAUUUCUUUGAAAGAAUUUUAAAUUUAAAAUCUCUCUCCAGAUUACUUAGCUUUAUAUACUUUAUUCCCACAGCCACAUAUACUAGUUAUAAUAUGUCGUUGCUAAUUCCAAAUUUCAAUGAAAUUGCAAAGCGUUCACAAUUUAUUCCACCUCCAAUUGACUUAAAAUCUUUGUUGUUUUCAGGUAUCCAACACGAAAACCUUUCAAUUAUUCUACCAAUAGUUUUAGAAUUUUUAAAGCUUCGUGAUACUGUAGGAAGAGAGAAUCAUUACUUUAGUGAAGCUAUCAACAUCUUGAAGAAUAUCUACAACUUACCAAUGCUUUUGGCAACACCUAUCCAACCAAACUAUUCUUUUUCUUCUUUAUUCAUUCUUUUUGAAUUGGAACAAUUUUUUGAAGAGCUUUCAAUAAAUUCGCAUCAGUUCAACCAUGUGGCAUUACCUUUCAAAGUUCAAUCAAAUAACGCAGGUUCAUUGUUAUCUCCAACAUCACCAACCAAACAACUAAACAAUAGUAAUAAUACUAGUACACCAUCUCAAACCCCACCAACCACUCCAACUAAACAAAAUUCAUCAUCUACUCCAACGACACCAAGUAAAAAUAGUAGUAACACAACACCAAAAAAAACUCCAUCAAACAAUAAUAACAGCACUAAUAAUAACUCGUCCAAUAAUAGUAUACCAUUAAUCGAUAAUAACUCAAAAGUUGGUUUCAAUUUACUCUGGUCCAAUACUACUGGUUAUUACAGUAGCAAUAACUAUGGAUUUAACGAAAUUAAAUUGUUACUCAAUGAACCAAUACACUAUCAGGUAGAAUUCCAAAAGCAAUUAAAAUUAAAACAAGAGCAAUAUGAAAAAGAACAACAAGCAAAGAAAGAGCAACAAGAAAAAGGAACUUUGGCCAGUGAUAGUGAUAAACCAACCACCAUCUCCUCAUCUGCACCACCAACAAAAACUUUAAUUCCAAGACGUAUUACUCCAAUGAAUAAAAAAACAACAACCACUAUUAUCUCCAAUAAUAUCGAUGAAAUGUUUAAUGAAUCACCAUUACAACACCAAUUAGAAUGGUGGUAUUUUUGGAACCAUCCAUCAAUUGCUAGAAUUUCAAAUUUAUUAUCUGAAACUUUGUUACCAUUUUUUUCAGAGAUGAUUUUCAAUUUAUCAGUACCAAUUAUUGUUGGUCAUUCAAAUAGCUAUAUAGAGAAAUCAUUAUCAGGCGCAAGUUUAUUACAAGCAGCUGUUCAUUCGGAAUCUAGCUCAACUCCAAAUCAAAUUGCUACUAGCAAUUUAUUAGAUUCAAAUAGAUUGCAGUCUUUAAUCACCUUAAUUUACAACGAAGUUAGAACCAAUGCAUCUAAAAAAGUUGAAUCCUAUUGCAAAGAGAAUAUUAAAACCUUAAUUUUACUCCUUAGUCCUAUGGGUAUUGAUGAAACAGUAUUAAAUGUUGGUACCUCAAUUAUUUGCAGACAUUUGAAGAAAAUGGCAGAGAAUAUUUGUCUUGUCCAAAUUUUACAAAAGGUCGAAAUUCUUUGUAUCGAAAUCAUCACCAGAAAACAAACUAUCAAUGCAGCCAAUAGAACCAGUACACUACAGCAAUUAUUAAGUUUAUCGCUAUCAGAUAUCAACAGAAACAACUCCCAAUCAUUAUCUUUAGCAGGUAUAAAGAGUCAUCACAUUGCCAAGAUCGAAGAGAACUUUAAUGUUAGGAUAAUCUGUAAAUCAAUGGAGGAAAUUCAAAUAAGAUUAGAGCCAUUCAUCAACGAUAUAUUUAAUGUUCAACAACAAUAUUCAAAUGAACAGCAACAACAACAAUUAGCUAAACUAAAAAAUGAUAUUCAAAUUUCAGCAGAAUCUAUAUUUGUAAAAAUUUCAGAUUACAUUAAACAGGUAGCAAGCGACCAAAACUUUGAAAUGGUUGAACUAUCUAAAGCACUACCAUCACUAUUUAGACUAGUAAUAGAUAUCAUCACCAACAAUAUAAUCUUGAAUAAUUUUUAUCAAUAUAGUAAUUCAAUUAUUGACGAAAUAAGCAAGGAUAAACCCAAUAGCAAUGAUAAAGAUGAUAAGGAUGAACAAAACAAGUCAAAGACCAACAGUACCUCUUUAGCUGAUAAUAUCAUAUUCAAUGUUGACCUUAACCCUGCCACCAAAUUUAAUGAUUCAAUAGUAUUACCAAUCAACCAAAAUAUUUCAACAACUUUCACACAAACCACAUUAGAAAUUAUAAAAAGAUUUAAUGAAGUCCAACACGAUUUUAUGGAGCUUUUAACAAACUACCUAUUACAACCAUCAAAAAUAUUCUCAUUAAUUAAUCAAACUAUUCAGUAUAUUAAAAUUACCCAACAAAAGAAAAGAGAAUUAAAAGAAGAGUUAGAGAAGGACCCAGAGUUGGAAAAUGAUUUAAAUUAUAUUGGUAAGGCAAAUAUUGGCAAUAGUAUCAGCGAGGAACAAUUAAAGAAAGAUCAAGAGAUAUUAACAAACAAAAUCCAAAACUGCUUCGAUUGGCUACAUAGCUUUGAUUGGUUGUGCCUUACAUUGAUUCAAGAGAAUGUGAUAACUAUAGUCUCUUUGGAAAGCUCAUGGAUUAAUUUAUUUGAUAGAUGUAUCACAUUUAUCUUUGAAUAUGACGUCGAAUUACAAAAACAACUGUUACGAUCUCAACCACAAAUAACCACAAAUAGCCACAACAAUCAUCCAACAUUAACACCACAGCAAUCACAACAACAUUUAAAUCACCUCUUAAUUGGAUCGAGUGUAUUAAGAUCAUUCUUAAAAUACAUCUGUCAAUUUGUUUCGUUUUAUCAUAAUUAUUUUACAAAUUUUGCACCUAAAUCAACAACAAAUACAGCCGUUGCCUCACCAUCGCCAGCAGUAGGAACAACUCCAACACCAACAGUUAGUAAACAACACCAACACGAUCCAAUGUCAUUCUUUUUAUGUAUUGAUAGCUUUUUACAACGUUUAAUUAAAUUUAAAAGUCGUGAAAAGUUUAGAUAUAAUCAAACUUUUAUUGAUCAAAUUGAUAAAUGUAUACUAUAUCUUGAAAAAUCAAUUAAUGUUUUAUUUCCAACAUUUAAAUAA